This is a messenger RNA of Cryptococcus wingfieldii CBS 7118, 996 nucleotides long. Its product is annotated as tRNA-splicing endonuclease subunit Sen34. The transcript is spliced from 3 exons. Gene Ontology annotation, biological process: tRNA splicing, via endonucleolytic cleavage and ligation; tRNA-type intron splice site recognition and cleavage. The coding region runs from base 1 to 996 and encodes 331 amino acids. Gene Ontology annotation, cellular component: tRNA-intron endonuclease complex. Gene Ontology annotation, molecular function: tRNA-intron lyase activity; nucleic acid binding. The record is from RefSeq and is a predicted model, not a curated record. Lineage: Eukaryota; Fungi; Basidiomycota; Tremellomycetes; Tremellales; Cryptococcaceae.
AUGGCCAUGCUCAAGAACGGAGAGCCGUCCACUCGGCCACAGCCACCCCCGAAAGAAGGCAGCAUACCCAUAUACCUGGUCAACGGUAUCGCCACUAUCUGGGACGCUCAAACGGCUGCCACUUUGCACUGUGAAUAUGGGAUAUCAGGUCUGAGGGCGGGGACUCUGCCUGGUGUGUCUCAGCAGAAUGGGUUCUUGGGAUUGCCCAUGACGCUUAUGCAGGAAGAGACUGCUUUCCUAUUACAAGAAGGGAUCGCCCACAUCGUCCCUUUGAACCCUACGCCAGGACCUCCAUCUAAGGCUACUAUAGCCGCCCAUACGGCCGCUCGUAUAGCCCGUGUAAGAGCUCUCGAGGAGAAGGCUGCCGCGGAGGAAGUCAAGAGACAAGCAGAGUCUAGAAAGCUUUUCGAUCAUGGGGGCGAGAAGGCGAGGCUGAAGAGGGAAGCUAGGGCAAAGGCAAAGGCGGAGAAGGCAAAAGCCGCUGGGGCAGAAGAACCGUUCGAACAGAAAGAUGUGAAGGAGGUGAAGGAGAAACCAAAGACACAAACGGUGUCGCCUGGGCACUUUCACAUCGUCCCCGCCCACCCUGUCGUCUCAUCCGAGGCUUCGUCUUCAUCUACCAUCACAUCCCUUCCCCAUCCCCUCUUCCCCUUCCCCUCAACACCCCGACACCACGCCCUCCUAUCCGCCUUCUCCCGUCUAUCUUCGCUUUCUUAUCGUGUCGGUCUUGGACCGCGGUUUGGUGGAGAAUGGCUUGUAUACCCGGGUGACUAUCUGCGGUAUCACGCCCACUUUACGAGUCAGGUGAUCGUCAGAGAUGAACCGAUCAAGCCGCAGGAAAUUGUGGCUUGGGGACGAUUGGGAACCGGAACGAAGAAGGCGGGUCUGAUAUGCUGUUGGGACGACGGGAAGAGAGGUGAUGAAGCUGUUGAUGAGGAUAGAGAGAAGGAAGGAGAGGUCGAAUUCUAUUCCCUUGAAUGGGCCAACUUUGGAUAA